GCUGGACGAAGCCCUCGUCCGUCCUGGACGGGUAGACAUGACGAUUGAGUUCAGGCGAGCGAAUAAUCGACAUCUUACAAAAAUGAGCGACAUCUUACCGAAGUCACGGUCCAACGGCGGUGACAUGGAUAGACAUAGUGUCCAGUCUAAGCACACGGCGAACGACAACUCAACGCAAGAAUUCGAGACGCCGUCCGAAGAUGCGAACCUUUCGCAAUUGGCAGAUAGUUUCGCGGGAAUGCUGCCUGGUGGCGUCUUCAGCCCAGCUCAGAUUCAAGGUUUCCUUCUGACUCGCAAGAAAGAUCCUGCCAAAGCUGUGCAAGAUGUUACUGGCUGGCGAGAUGACCAGCUUGCCAAGGAGGAAUCGAAGCCAUAA
Exophiala viscosa is the source of this 376-nucleotide messenger RNA. RefSeq lists its product as uncharacterized. NCBI's taxonomy places the organism in Eukaryota, Fungi, Ascomycota, Eurotiomycetes, Chaetothyriales, Herpotrichiellaceae. The record is from RefSeq and is a predicted model, not a curated record. The transcript is spliced from 2 exons. Bases 38 to 376 code for a protein of 112 amino acids.